GGAGCCAUCAGAAGAUAGGUACACUGGGGUUUGCCAUAAUACUCAAGUGGGCUGUGGUGUUAAAGAUCAUUUAAGGCGCUCAAAGUGUAGCACAAAAAUACCUCCACAUCAUUACACCAGCAGCAGCCUGAACUGUUGAUUCAGGAUAUCAGUCAGGCAGGAACUAGUGUUUGACCAGAGGAUCAGCCAACAUGCCAGUGGAACUGAAAGGGAACAUUGUAGUGACAGGGGCCAACAGAGGCAUUGGUUUGGAGCUGGUGAAACAGCUGGCAGAGACGACAGGAGAAGAAGCUCACAUCUAUGCCUGCUCCAGAGAGCCUGAAGGAAGCAGAACUGAGGCACUGAGACAGUUAACCACUCGACAUCCUGGAAAGAUCACUAUAAUCAAGCUAGAUGCUACAAAUGAGGAAAGUAUCUCAGCUGCUGUGCAGGCUGUGCAAGAUCAGAUCGGGGAUGGUGGGUUGAAUCUCCUUAUCAACAAUGCUGCUAUCAGGAAACCGGCCUCUUCAGGAGCAUUAUUUGCUACCAAGAAAAACGACAUGAUGGAGGUGUAUGAAACCAAUGUGGUUGGACCAUUUACCAUUGCAAAGAUGUUUCUUCCACUCCUGAAAAAAGCAGCACAGAGGGAUUCUCCUGCAAAGGGCAGUGAUAAUAAAACUGCCUGCAGCUCAGUCAUCAUCAACAUCUCCACGGCUUUCUCAUCCAUAGAGAAAUGUCCAGAGACCUUCUCAGCUGCACAGAUGUAUCCUUACAGAAUAAGCAAGGCAGCACUGAACAUGCUGACUCGCUGUCAAGCCGAGGACUUCAAGACUCACAAUAUAGUGGUGACAGCCAUACACCCAGGCUGGGUCCAAACUGAGAUGGGAGGAGAAAAGGCUCCUUUGACCACCGUGGACAGCGUACUUGGCAUGCUUAGUGUGAUAUCGUCACUUAGCAACAAAGACAGUGGGAUGCUUCUGGACUGGCAGGGCAACACCAUCCCCUGGUAGCCGUCAUGUCAAAACCAGGCUAAUAGACAAUGUUUUCAGGUUAAAAUUCAAAUGAGAAAAAACAUAUACGGAUAUAAACAUAAUAAAACAUUGAGGAGGAGAUUUUUUAAUUAAUUUUAUUCUUUUUUUUUUUUUUUUAACAUGUACUAGAAGCUUUCUGCAAACUGAACUGCAGGCCACGGUUCACCAGAGAGGAAAUGAAAUGACUUCACAAUCUAGAAUCUGGGCAUACUUAGAAAUUUGUCAGUUUUCAUUGCGGGGAGACAAUAAUUUCCUACAGUGGAGUAAAAUUUAAUCUGAAAUUUCAGACAGUAUUAUAUGUAAAGAUUCAUUAAUCAUAUUAACAUCCCUUCUAUAAGCAUUUCAGCCAGUAAGCUGAGCUUAUAGUUUGGAGGUGGCAUAGAAAUGAUGUAUACAGAGAAAAUUAGCACUGGAAUGAACAUAUUUGAACCUCAGACGGUUGUUAAGGCUUCUGUGUUGUCUUUCACAAAGGCUGUGGCUUCCAAAUGCUCUGUAGUUACAGAUAUACUUAAAAACAUGAGUGCUAACAGCUGGGGAAAUAAUUUUACUCUACGUUUGCUUCUGUAAUAAAGUGAUGAACCUACUGGUUUUGUUCCCAACCUGUCACAUUCCCAUUAGUCUUUCUUGAAUGUCAUAAAAAUAUAAUGAGACAGUUUUCCUUUAACCUUAAAAAAAAAAAAAAUUCUACUAAUUUUCUCGUGCUGAGAGAGAAAUCUGAUAGCUGACCACGUGUAGCAGACUGAGACCUUUGACGUU
This is a messenger RNA of Oreochromis aureus, 1766 nucleotides long. RefSeq lists its product as uncharacterized. Lineage: Eukaryota; Metazoa; Chordata; Actinopteri; Cichliformes; Cichlidae. The record is from RefSeq and is a predicted model, not a curated record. The transcript is spliced from 8 exons. The coding region runs from base 192 to 989 and encodes 265 amino acids.